ACGAGAUCAAAUUGUCAAACUUUUGCAUGAAUUUAAACACUAUUUUGCUUGGGAUUACUCAGAAAUGCCAGGUCAGGAUGGAAAACUGGUGGAACAUAAACUGCCAAUUGCAGAAGGAUUCAGACCGUAUAAACAGCCGCCCAGAUGCAUGUCUGCAGAGGUCACUUUGAAGGUGAAAGAAGAAAUUGAGCGACUGGUAAAAGCUGGAUUCAUUCGAACAUGCAGGUACAACCAAAUUUUUAUUGCAGACGCAGACGUUCCAAAAACAGCCUUUCGAUGCCCAGGUGCUGUUGGAACUUUUGAAUGGGUUGUGAUGCCAUUUGGUCUGAAGAAUGCUGGAGCUACCUAUCAAAGAGCCAUGAAUGUAAUUUUUCAUGAUAUGAUUGGUAAGUUCAUGGAAAUCUAUAUUGAUGAUGUUGUGGUGAAGUCACAUAGGGAAGAAGACCACUUGGUCCAUUUGAGGAAGGCUUUUGAGCGGAUGAGGCAACAUGGCUUGAAAAUGAACCCACUAAAGUGUGCUUUUGGAGUGUCUGCGGGUAACUUCCUUGGGUACUUGGUGCAUGAGCGUGGUCUAGAGGUUGACAAGAACAAAGCCAGGGCUGUGAUUGAGGCAAAAUCACCACAAAAUAAGAAGGAGUUGCAGAGAUUUCUUGGCCAAGUUAAUUUCUUAAGAUGUUUCAUUUCUAACUUGGCUGGGAAAACCAGAGUCUUUUCUCCUCUAUUGAAACUCAAGUCUGAGAAGGCUGUCAAAAGGCAGGCACUGAUAGACUUUCUUGCAGAUAAUCCAUGUCUGGACGUGGAAGCAGAUGAAGAAAAAGGGAUUAACUUGUUUUCAGUAAGUUUAGUUCCUUGGAAACUUAUUUUUGAUGGAUCUAGUACAGAAACCAUGUCUGGAGCUGGAGUCGUGGUAAUCUCCUCGUUUGGGCUAAAAACACAGAUGUCUUUCCAGCUAGAUUUUGAUUAUACAAAUAAUCAAGCAGAAUAUGAAGCUUUGAUUAUUGGUCUUGAGAUGUUGGUGGAGCUUAAAGUAUCCAUGGUUGAGGUUAUAAAGGACUCACAACUAGUCUUGAAGCAAUUGUCUGGUGAGUACAAAUGUACUAGCCUUGCUUUAGCCCCUUAUUUUGCCUUGGCUGUGCAAUUACUGGAAGAGUUUGACGAUGUGUCCAUCAGACACGUGCCUAGAGACCAGAACUAUGAAGCUAAUGAAAUGGCCCAGAUUGCUUCAGGUCUGCAAAUUCCUGAAGGUGCUAGAAUCAAGAUGCGCUGGCUGAGUCGCAGACAUGGUUUCUUCUGGCCAUCUGUCUUGAAAGACUGUAUUGCUUAUGCUAAGGGCUGCAAAUCUUGUCAGAUCCAUAGGCCACUUCAAAGAGUUCCAGCCUUUGAACUUAAUUCUAUUGUGAAACUGUGGCCAUUUCGAGGCUGGGCUAUUGACUUGAUUGGUAAGGUGUAUCCCCCUUCAUCAAAAGGUCAUUCAUUUAUUAUAGUGGCAACGGAUUAUUUUACCAAAUGGGUGGAGGCUAAACCAAUGAAGAAGGUAGAUCAAUCUAAUGUAAUCAAGUUCAUCAAAGAGGACAUUAUUCACAGAUUUGGUCUGCCAGAAACAAUUACAACAGACCAAGGCACAGUUUUUGUCAGCCAACAAAUGGAGGCAUUUGCAAAGGAAAUGGGUUUCCGUCUAUUAAAUUCUACUCCUCAUUAUGCACAAGCUAAUGGGCAAGCGGCGGCUUCUAACAAGGUGGUGAUUAAUUUGCUUGAAAAAAUGGUGGAUGACAACCCCAGACGCUGGCAUGAACUGUUGUCUGAAACACUGUGGGCUUAUAGAACUUCACAAAGGACUUCAACCAAGAUGACACCUUUUGCCUUGACAUAUGGCCACGAUGCAGUCUUGCCAAUGGAGUUAACAGUCAAGUCUUUAAGAAUAGCAAUUCAACAUAAUCUCCAGUCUGGGGAAUAUGACGAGGCUAUGAUGCUUGAACUUGAGGACCUUGAAGACACACGUUUGGUAGCUUUGGAUAGAUUGCAAGCUCAAAAGCUCAAAAUUGCAAAGUCUUACAACAAGAGAGUGAAAGGUAAAAAUCUAGUAGUUGGUGACUUAGUCUGGAAAGCAAUUUUACCUCUUGGCAAGAAAGAUCACAGAUUUGGAAAGUGGUCCCCAAAUUGGGAAGGACCAUUCCGAAUUCAUGAAGUGUUGAAAGGGGGUGCUUAUUGGUUAGAGUCACUUGUUGGAGAGCUUCAUCCUAGAAAAAUCAAUGGAAUUUAUCUCAAGCCUUAUUACCCCACAGUCUGGGAGGCAAGAGGAAUGGAGUCCCAACAAGCUGUUUGAGCCAGGUUCACACUUCUUUUUGUGCAUAAUUAAAUUAGGUUUCUUUCA
Molecule: messenger RNA, 2371 nt
Organism: Rubroshorea leprosula
Lineage: Eukaryota; Viridiplantae; Streptophyta; Magnoliopsida; Malvales; Dipterocarpaceae
Source: the annotation of a GenBank genome assembly